AUGGAGGAUCAUGAUCCUGACCAAAAGCGCCGCAGAGCAAUCAAUCCCUCAUACCCAUUUGUCGAUCAGGCCGAAUGGCAGCUAGCAGAAUUCAUUGUGCAGCAGCUGAACAAAACGGAUGUUAACAAGUUUCUGAAAUUAGACUGGAAUGCAGAUCAGUUAUUUGGGUGGAUUGAUGUGUUGCCGAGUGGGCCAGAGUGGCAAUCAAUGACAUUCGAAUUUAUCGACUACAAAACUGCAUGGCCGAUGGAACUCAUCUGGCACGACGGUCUAGAAGUCAUCAAAGAUCUAUUCGACAAACCCAAUUUUUUCCAAUCACAUGAUGUACGAUCCCCACCUCAGUUAUGA
Molecule: messenger RNA, 348 nt
Organism: Suillus subalutaceus
Lineage: Eukaryota; Fungi; Basidiomycota; Agaricomycetes; Boletales; Suillaceae
Exons: 2
Coding region: 1-348 (115 amino acids)
Source: RefSeq, a predicted model, not a curated record